This is a messenger RNA of Brettanomyces nanus, 1038 nucleotides long. RefSeq lists its product as uncharacterized. The record is from RefSeq and is a predicted model, not a curated record. The transcript has a single exon. The coding region runs from base 1 to 1038 and encodes 345 amino acids. NCBI's taxonomy places the organism in Eukaryota, Fungi, Ascomycota, Pichiomycetes, Pichiales, Pichiaceae. Gene Ontology annotation, molecular function: FAD binding; D-amino-acid oxidase activity.
AUGUCUCAGUCUGACGAGUAUGUUGUAGUGGGUGCCGGUAUCACCGGCCUCUACACUGCCUACUGCCUUAUUAAUGAUGCCAAAGUGUCUCCUCGCAAAAUUUCCGUAAUUGCUCAAUACAUGCCUGGUGAUCAGUCCAUUCACUAUACCUCACCAUGGGCUGGAGGCAACUUCUCUUGUAUUACUCCAGACGAUCCAGAUACUCUAGAAUUUGAUAAGUACACCUACACUAAUCUUAAGCAGUUGCAGGCUAAGAUUGGAGGGCCUAAGAAGGGUAUCGAUCAUAAUCCCACAACUGAAUAUUGGGAUAUUUACCCCGGUGAAAAGAAGGUUGACUCUCUAAAGAGUUAUUUGACGGAUCUCAUUAUCAUUCCAAAGUUCCAAUUGCCUAAGGGUGUGGCUUUUGGUAUUAAAUACACUACUUGGGACUUUUUUUGUCCCUUCUACUUGGCCAACAUUAAGGAGUAUCUAGAAACCUCUGGUGUCAGAUUUAUUAAGAAGAAACUUACCCAUAUAGCCCAGGCUUAUUUGCCAAGGACUAAGGUGGUUUUCAACUGUACCGGUAUUGGAGCUUUUUCGAUUUCCGGAGUUAAGGAUUCCAAAGUCUACCCUACUAGAGGACAGGUUCUUGUCGUGCAUGCUCCUCAUAUUCAUGAGAACAGAAUGCGUUGGGGUGAAGACUAUGCUACCUAUAUUAUUCCUAGACCUCAUUCUCACGACCAAUUAAUUCUAGGUGGCUUUUUGCAGAAGGAUAACUGGACCGGUGAUACUUCUGGAGAGGAGUCUAGGGACAUCAUCAAAAGAACUACGGAGUUGAUGCCAGAAAUUCUUGAUAGACCUUUAGAAAUCUUGGCCGUUGCUGCUGGUCUAAGACCUUCUAGACAUGGAGGUGUCAGAAUCGAAUCUGAGCACGUUGAAGGUAAGUUACUUAUUCAUAACUAUGGUGCCUCAGGUUACGGUUAUCAGGCUGGUUUCGGUAUGGGUCACAGAGCAGUUCAGUUGAUGUUAAAGGAACAGCAAUUGUACUGUAAGUUGUGA